AUGACCGAGAUAGACCAAGUCAGACGCGAGGCAGCGCUCCUGGCGCGCCGGCGCGAGGAGAUAGACAUGCUAAAGCAACAGCGAAAGGAGCGCUUGCACACCUCGGCUACUGUCAACUUUAGUGGCAAGCAGAAAAAGCAACAGCUGCGCGCACGCAAGCAGCGAUUGGCCUCACGCCGUGACGAUGCGGCGCUUGAUUUACAGAGAGCGCAGUAUGAAGAGUUUUACGUCGAGAAAAUUGAAACAAUCACAAAGGAUAAUCGGGAUGCUGACAUCGAUGCAUUUCACAAUGAACCGGACUUUUUUGCGCUCAAUAAUGACCUGGACAAUGAUCUCAGUUCUCGGUUAAAACUAACGGUAGCAUUGGGCAAGAAUAACAAAGAUGCCGUGGAAAAGGAGUUAUCAAGUUUUUUUGUGAAAGAAACAAAAGAGCAGAUCCAGCUGAGAAUUUUGGAAGGACAGUGCCCGCUGGAUUUAACUAAAAGAGAGACGCCAUUGCUCGCGAUAAUAAGUGAACGAGACCCCAUUCUCGACCAUCCAAAAAGACCCAAAUGGGCAUACAAUAUGUCAAAGGAAAAAGUGAACAAUAAUGAAAAUCGUAUGUUUGAUCAAUGGCUUACAAAGAUUCAUGACAAGUACGACAACGAGCAUUUGAACCACUUUGAACACAAUUUAGAAGUCUGGCGACAGUUGUGGCGUGUCAUGGAACGUGCAACGCACGUCGUGGUCGUGGCCGAUGUCCGCAAUCCAUUGUUGCACAUUCCCGCGUCUGUGUAUGACUUCGUGACAAACGAACUGAAGAAACCACUGAUUGUGGUACUUAACAAAGUUGAUUUGAUCUCCGCCGCUGUUGUGGAGCUCUGGAUACACUACCUCGUUAGACAAUUUCCCCAAGCACAUUUUGUGUGUUUUUCUUCCCGCUCGAAUGCUGUACAUGGUGAUAAUGACGUCAGCACACGUCGUCGAGUUCUCAGCAAAAAACUGGAGGUCGGCGACACAAUGGCGAUGAAAGGCGCCGUUGAUAUUCUCGUGGCUUGUGGAGUGUGUACAAUGGAGGCACAACAGCUUGUAAAAGAGCUAAAUGAAAGCCUGACAGAACGAGACAGCUUGGACACUCAGUCUGAUGCUAAAGAAGGCAAUAAGAAGAGCGGUAAGCGUCGAAGUAGGCGAAAUAAAGAUGAUCGUGGUUCUCGAGUUUCUGUGCCUGGUUAUAUCGAAGCAUUUAAAGUCUCCGCGUGCCAGCACUGCGGAUGUGACGAUGCUGUCACUGCGUGUAUGUCGUGCGCAAAUGGUGAUAGACCAAACAAUACUGACAUUAAUGUCGAAAGCGAAGUUGAUGUCGUCGCUCGGGGUUAUUUGUUGUGUGCUCGAUGUGACGAUGAAGAGCAUGCCGAAUUGAAGGAUCACAUCCAGGUGCGUCUUCAGUCGGUACGGACAGCAGAGACGGCAAGCGUUGAAGCAAUUCAUCAGCCGAGUACUACUAACAUAAUAAUCGGACUUAUUGGACACCCAAACGUUGGCAAGUCCAGUGUGUUGAAUGCAUUGGCUGGCAAAAAGAUUGUGAGUGUAUCUCACACACCGGGGCACACGAAACGACUACAGACGAUCAUGAUUUCACGUGAGAUAUGCAUAUGUGAUUGUCCUGGGCUCGUAUUUCCAUUUGCUGGCGUCCCAAAAUAUUUACAGGAGCUAAGUGGAUUGUAUCCAUACUCUCAGAUACGAGAGCCCUACUCAGCAGUCCGCUUUCUUGCAGAACAUGUUGCGCUCGAAAGCAUUUUAAAUUUGAAGCCUCGUACACAACUGUUUGACGGCUUACAAGAAGAAUUGCAAUGGACACCGUGGACGUUAUGUGAAGCAUAUGCGGAGAAGCGUGGGUAUCGAACAGAUCGUCGUGGAAGACCUGAUCACCAGCGCGCUGGAUCAGAAUUAGUUCGCGACACUGUCGAUGACAUCUUGCCUCUGUUUUUUCUACCACCUGAUUACACUGGCAAAGAUAUCACACCUAAAAGUAUCGCCAGGUACAGCAAGCAGGAGCAAGUUUUAGCACAGAACGAUGGGAGCGAUGACGAUAGGAAUGCUAGGUCUGACGAACAGGAGCAAGUUCAAAAGCCAACCGCUGAACCUGUGAAAAGAAGGGGACAAUCUGCGCUUGUCAACGCAUUCAGUGCUUUAGACUUAAACUCGAGCGAUGAAAAUAGCGACGAGUGA
Plasmopara halstedii is the source of this 2208-nucleotide messenger RNA. RefSeq names its product guanine nucleotide binding protein 1. The coding region runs from base 1 to 2208 and encodes 735 amino acids. The transcript has 5 exons. The record is from RefSeq and is a predicted model, not a curated record. Gene Ontology annotation, molecular function: GTPase activity; GTP binding. NCBI's taxonomy places the organism in Eukaryota, Oomycota, Peronosporomycetes, Peronosporales, Peronosporaceae.